ACUUCCUGAUGGUGAAAAAUACCAAAUUGAUUUUGAUCCUGAUACCUUCCAACCCAUUGGUCAGUAUGCUGCAAAGUUUAAAAGUUAUUUGUCAUUCAUUGCACGUAGCAAGGUUAGUAUAAAUGAAAAGCAAUGGAAAAAGAUAAGCGAUAAGUUGAAGGACGUGAUAUGGGACGAUAUCACGUGUAAGUUCACUUGCCCCACUGAUAAAGAAUUUAGGAAGCAUUGGUUUGUUUAUAUGGGGGAACGAUUGAAGCAAUUUAAGACAUUGCUCUCAAAUGUCUAUAUAUUUGGGAAAGGAGAUAAGCAUGGAAAUACAACUCCAUUUGAAAAGUAUAAAUUUAUCAAAGAAGAAGAUUGGGAUUUGUUUGUCCAGACUCGACAAAAAGAAGAUUUUCAAGAGAAAAGGCUAAAAGGAAAGACACAUGCAUCAAAGAAUAUCCACCCUCAUAUUUUGUCUCGUGGUGGUUAUGAAAAACUUAGGGCCACCGUAAUGGAAGAGAGGAGGAAAAAAGUGAUUGAAGAGGCCAAAGGUGAUGAAAGUUUGAUGGUUGACCCUCCCGAACUAAAGCGAUAUGAGGCAUGGUUGAUGGCUCGACAGAAGCCAUCGGGAAAUUUUACAUCUGAGGCAACAAACUUAGUAGCAUCUAAGAUUGGAGAGUUAGUGGAAAAAAAUACACAAGGUACUAUUGUCUUUGAAGGGCGUGACGAUAUCUUGACUGUUGCCCUUGGAAUAAAUGAACACCCUGGUCGGAUCCGCACUGCUCCUAGGGGUGUGAGCUUUAAGAAAUUCUAUGGAAAAAGUUCACGCUCCACCUUAGGAGGUGUCUCUCAAGAUGACCUUCUAGCCCACCUUCAAGCCUUGGAGCAAAAAAUGAAUAUAGAUUUCCAACAUAAAUUACAAAAACAUCUCCAACAACAAAGAACAGAGCUCCAACAACAAAUGCAAAAAGAGAUGCAAGAGGAGAGAGCUCAAAUCCAACAAGGAAUGAAACUCCUACAACAGAUGCAAUUGGAGCUCCGCUCCGAGAGGCCUAAAGAGAUGUUUAUAAAAGAGCAUGUAGAAUCUGUGGGUACGAGCACUAACGGAAGUUGCUCAAAGGUUAUGACUACUGAAGAUUUAACUAAAAAAAUGGAUGCUUCUGAAGAUUACCUCAAAAAGAUUAACAAUCUCAAGGAAAAUUCAUUCUCUCUAGAUUUGGAUCAUGAAACAAGUGAACUCUCAGUUUUUAUUGAUAGGGUGGAUCUUAAUGAAUUAACUUCCGGUAUUAAAUGGCUAUCCACAUCUAUCUUGUCUUUAUGGUGCACAUAUCUACAUCGCAUGUGUAUCUCCAAGAAUUUCAACAAACUAUUUGGGUUUCUCGAUCCAAAUAGGAUACUAGUUCACACAAAACCGGCCGAAGUUAUUCAAACAUACAUACAAAAUAAGUUGGAUGGAGAGCCAAAAAAAUGUUAUUUAGGACCAUUGCUAAAUAGCAAUCACUGGCAAUUGUUUGUCAUUUGUCCUGAAGAUAAUAUUAUUUUUUGGUUUUGUUCAUUAAACAGAUCUCCUAAGAAAAAUAUUAAGGUCAUAUUGGAGGGAGCUCUAGAAGGUUAUCAUUUAUUAAGAGGUAUUAAGAAGAAGAAGCCUAAUUGGAAGAAUAUUAUGGGGCAUCAACAAGAUAACGGAUGGGCAUGUGGAUAUUAUGUCAUGAAAAAUAUGUUUGACAUUAUUGAUGCUUGUAUUGUUGAAAGAUUCAAUGAGAUAUUCACAGACACCUCAUCAUAUGAAAAAGAGUCAAUUGAUCACAUCCGACAACUUUGGGCUCAAUUCUUUUUGCAAAAGGUUGAAGAGCAAGAGAACCAGGAAAAGAAAGAUUUAAUGACAAAACAGAAGCGAUUAAAAAAAACUUAUAUAUAGAUAUAUUUUUGUUCCAUGAAUGAUUUAUUGGUACAAGUUACAUGAACAAAGUGGUUGAAUUUUUUUCUUACAUGAAUACAAUUUU
Molecule: messenger RNA, 1985 nt
Organism: Lathyrus oleraceus (garden pea)
Lineage: Eukaryota; Viridiplantae; Streptophyta; Magnoliopsida; Fabales; Fabaceae
Exons: 10
Coding region: 239-1900 (553 amino acids)
Biological process (GO): proteolysis
Molecular function (GO): cysteine-type peptidase activity
Source: RefSeq, a predicted model, not a curated record